GAUAGGUCUCUGAGCAUCAGGGCAGGUCCGGCCAUUUCACGUGAAUCAUCCUCAGCUGCGGCUGUUGCUUCCCAACGGCACACAGACAUCAGGAAAACUUAGGAAGGUUGAAAGAACCAACUCAGAUUUUCAGCUUUCAGAUUUUCCUGUGCGCUGUGUAGCAUCCAGUGGGAUUGGUAUGCCCUGGGCCAGACCACCUGUGGACCUUCAUGCUGGUGCAGCAGAGGCCAUGGAUCAAUACAACACAGAUGACCACCACUAUGAGGGCUCCCUCUUCCCAACCUCCACCCUUAUCCCCGUCACAGUCAUCUGCAUCCUUAUCUUCAUCAUUGGGGUGACAGGCAACACCAUGACCAUCCUCAUCAUCCAGCAUUUCAAGGACAUGAAGACUACCACCAACCUGUACCUGUCCAGCAUGGCUGUGUCUGACCUUAUUAUCUUCCUCUGUCUGCCCUUUGACCUCUACCGCCUGUGGAAGUAUGUCCCCUGGGUUUUUGGGGAGGCGGUGUGUCGCCUCUACCACUACAUCUUUGAGGGUUGCACCUCGGCCACCAUCCUUCACAUCACUGCCCUGAGCAUCGAGCGCUACCUGGCAAUUAGCUUCCCACUCAGGAGCAAGGUCAUGGUGACCCGGCGCCGUGUCCAGUACAUCAUCCUGGCCCUGUGGGGCUUUGCCCUGGUCUCUGCAGCUCCUACGCUCUUCCUGGUGGGGGUGGAGUACGACAACGAGACCCACCCUGACUACGACACCGGUCAGUGCAAGCAUACUAGCUACGCCAUCAGCUCUGGACAGCUGCACAUCAUGCUGUGGGUGUCCACCACCUACUUCUUCUGCCCAAUGCUCUGUCUCGUCUUUCUUUACGGCUCCAUCGGGUGUAAACUGUGGAAAAGCAAGAACGACAUGCAGGGGCCCUGCACUCUGGCCCGAGAGAGAUCCCACAGACAAACAGUGAAGAUCCUAGUGGUGGUGGUGCUGGCCUUCAUCAUCUGCUGGCUGCCUUACCACAUCGGCAGAAACCUCUUCGCCCAGGUAGACGACUACGAGACGGCCAUGCUGAGCCAGAACUUCAACAUGGCUUCCAUGGUGCUCUGCUACCUCAGUGCCUCCAUCAACCCCGUUGUCUAUAACCUCAUGUCCCGGAAGUACAGAGCUGCAGCCAAGCGCCUCUUCCUGCUGCACCAGAGGCCCAGGCAGGCCAGCCGCAGCCACAGACAGCUCUGUAUGAUCGAUCACAUCUCCACACUGAAUGAAAGCCUCACUGGAGUCUGAUAACAUGCUUGGUUUCACCACCUUUAACAGGGAGUUUAUAGCUCCUUUUAAAGGUUUAGGGCUUAAAGUAAAAUGAGGUUCUUUCUGAGGAUGUGCAGGAGACAUAUAUAAUCUUUAAGAGGGCUCUUCAAUGCAAAAAAUAUGCUAUUUCUUUUUUGUUUAUUAUGACUGCCUUUGAUGAUAAUAUAGUCCUUGACAUAACUGCAUGGAUUCAGUGUUCAGUACUAUACACCUCCAGCAGGAGUAUGUACAUUUUGUUAACAUCUAUAAAUUCAGCUCAGUUAUCUCUGAUGUUUUUGGACAGACAUGUAUGACUGUUGUCUUUUCUAACUAUUCACCAGCCACAUGUUGGUGUAUAACUCAGUUUUAUGUAAUGUACAGUGAGUCAGGUUUAAUGGUAUAAUAUUCCACAUUUUCAUAUCUCAUCAUGUUUAACCACACAUUUUAAUGUAUGUUUAGGAGCACAACUAUAGGCUGCCAAGUCAUUUGGGUUAAAUUUGAACCUUUGCACACUGAAGCUUUCACCAAUUAUUUACAAAUUCCUCAUAUUCCAAUAUCUUAAAUGGAAUUAUCCUAUUAAGUUUGUCAACUUUAAUCUUGUAGAGCUGCUACAGAUUGUCAGUUACGUUUAGGACGGGACUUCCUGUUGCACUGUAACACAUGCAAAUAUAUGCCUUGAUCCAAAAUGUUGUGUUGUAACUGUAGUUGUAUCUUUGGGGUUGUUUUCCUGUUGCUGGAAGUCUUAAGACUUCCGCAGUAGAGAUUUUCAUUCUGUGUUUAGUUCCAUCCCAAAAGCAUAAUACAGCCACUGUCGUGUUCAAUCAUGGGCUUUUUGUAUUUAAACCGUUAUAUAGGGCAAGUUUACAUUUUUGAUCACUUACAAAUGGAGUCCCCCCCGUCCCUGAUGAGGUCUAGAAGCACAAGGUCUAUAUCCAGCCAUUCAGCAAAGAUACUGCUACAUG
Cyprinodon variegatus (sheepshead minnow) is the source of this 2232-nucleotide messenger RNA. RefSeq names its product motilin receptor (gene mlnr). NCBI's taxonomy places the organism in Eukaryota, Metazoa, Chordata, Actinopteri, Cyprinodontiformes, Cyprinodontidae. The coding region runs from base 179 to 1270 and encodes 363 amino acids. Gene Ontology annotation, biological process: G protein-coupled receptor signaling pathway. Gene Ontology annotation, molecular function: G protein-coupled peptide receptor activity. The transcript is spliced from 3 exons. Gene Ontology annotation, cellular component: plasma membrane. The record is from RefSeq and is a predicted model, not a curated record.